Messenger RNA from Cylicocyclus nassatus, 3316 nucleotides. The record is from the annotation of a GenBank genome assembly. Lineage: Eukaryota; Metazoa; Nematoda; Chromadorea; Rhabditida; Strongylidae.
CUCUGCCUGCAAGCGGUUCUCAAGAAACCGCAGUCACCGAACGCAAACAUUCCGGACAUUCCGAAUCCAGCGGCGAGGCAUAGGCCUCAUCAUCACAUGCAAGCACCUGCCUACACGGAGUUGACGCACAGCGACAAGGACUCCGGAGAUUCGGGCAUCCACUCUCCGGACAAUCUGUCGGCGUCACCACGAAAGAGCUCUCCGUCGAAUUCGUCACGAAUCACUGGUUCGCCAAGAGACUUGUCGCCUCUACUGCUACAAGAGCUGGCAUGCAUGAACGUCAGAGAAGUGGCAGCACGACCGGGUGUUGGCCAGAUUGGCCGCCCCAUUGCUAUCCGCUCAAACUUCUUUGAAAUUGAUCUAUCUAGUUCUAAUAUGAUGGUUAUACAGUAUCAUGUUGAAGUGCACCAUCCUGGAAGUCGCAAACUCGACCGAGACGAAAAUCGCGCCAUCUUCUGGAAAGUUGUGGCUGAUCACCCAGCAAUUUUCGCCAAUAAAUUUGCCGUUGCAUUCGAUGGCGCACACCAACUAUACACUCCUUAUCGUCUUGAGUUUCCGGAGAAACGGAGUUCUAUGCGCUUAGAAGCUGAUGUUCCGUUGGCGAAAGACUCUCGAGAACGCACUCCUUGUGCUGUAUCAUUUCAGUGCGUCGGACCAGUUCUGAUCGAGAUGCGCCGUACCCGCACUAAUAACUUGGACGAAAGGGUUUUGACUCCCAUACAGAUCUUGGAUAUCGUCUGUCGACAAAGCUUGACUUGCCCAUUCAUCGACAAUGCGGCCAAUUUCUACUCAUGGAAGUCUUCCUGCUACCGUAUUCCUAUCAACGGUGCUUUGGCUCUUGACUUGGAAGGUGGUAAGGAGAUGUGGACGGGGUUCUUCUCAUCAGCUCAUGUUGCAAGCGGUUGGAAGCCAUUACUGAACAUCGAUGUGGCCCACACAGCAUUUUACAAAGCAAAAAUUUCCAUGGUACAAUUCAUGUGCGACGUGUUGAAUGAACGAGCUGGCGCGUACCGUAACCAGUCUUCUAGCUCCAGAAACAAUUACGGCAAUACUAACCAGCCGGGAAGAACAUACAGCGCGACUCGCGGUGGGGUCGCGGCAAGUGCUGGCCGUGGAGGCUACCAUACUUAUCCAACACGACCACAACAUACCCCACCUCAGAAACAUGAAGAGUCUUCUGGGAUGUUAUCGCCAAGUACCCUUUACAAGGAGUUCUCGCUCUCUAACCAUGAAAUGAAGAUUCUUGCUGAAGCCGUAAAAGGGAUCAAGAUUCGCAUAUCGCAUAGGAAGGGAGCAGUUCGGGUAUAUCGUGUAAAUAGUCUCCAAAUGCCAGCUGAUCAGCUAACGUUCAAGGGUGUAACCGAGGAUGGACGCGAGACAAUCAAAUCAGUUGCUCAGUACUUUGCAGAAAAAUACGCUGAAUUGCGCUUCCCAAAACUUCCAUGUCUUCAUGUUGGGCCGCCUACCAGAAACAUCUUCUUCCCACUUGAAGUCUGUGAGAUGGACACACCACAGAAGUACAACAAAAAGCUCAGUGAAAAGCAAACGAGCUCCAUCAUCAGAGCAGCCGCAGUGGAUGCUUCACAGCGAGAAGAACGCAUUGCUCAGCUUUGCCAACAAGCUGGCUUUGACCGAGAUCCAUUCCUCAAAGAGUUUGGGCUUUCCGUCUCACCCAGAAUGUUCGAAACCAUGGCUAGAGUCAUUCAACCACCACAAAUCAUGUUUGGAGACAAUUCAAAGAUGGUGGAUCCGAUCGUACAUCCAAAAGAUGGCGCUUGGUCUAUGGACAAUCAGACGCUAUAUCUUCCAGCCACUUGUGGAAGCUACUCAAUGAUAGCUUUGGUGAAUCCAAGAGAUCAAAACUUGCUGCAAGGCUUUUGCCAAGCACUUUACGCUAAGGCUACCCAAAUGGGCAUGGACUUCCCGAAGUGGCCGGACCUUGUCAAAUAUGGUCGUGGUCGUGAUGAUGUUGUUGUAUUGUUCAAUGAAAUAGCUAAUGAGUACAAACAGACCAGUACAAGCUGUGAUCUGGUGAUCGUAGUACUGCCUGGGAAGAAUUCAGACAUUUACAUGACGGUCAAAGAAAGCUCAGAUAUGAUCCAUGGAAUCAUGUCGCAGUGUGUUCUGAUGAAAAAAAGCAGUGGUAUCAACGCAGCAACCUGCUCCAACAUCAUUCUCAAGGUGAACAUGAAACUUGGUGGUAUCAACAGUCGCAUAGUUGCUGAUAACAUCACCCACAAAUACAUCAUAGAUCAGCCAACUUUAGUAGUCGGAAUCGAUGUCACACAUCCAACACAAGCCGAAGAGCGUAUGAAUAUACCGUCGGUGGCAGCGAUUGUUGCCAACAUCGAUCUGCUACCACAGUCGUAUGGAGCUAACGUCAAAGUACAGAGGAAAUGCCGGGAAUCUGUGGUUUACCUCCUCGACGCCAUUCGCGAACGCUUGGUGUCAUUCUACAGGAACACAAAUCAAAAACCAACCCGCAUCAUUGUCUACCGUGAUGGAGUCUCUGAAGGACAAUUUGCUGAAGUACUUCGAGAAGAGAUUCAGGGUAUCCGCUCAGCAUGCAUGAUUCUGUCACCAGAUUAUCGUCCUCCAAUCACCUAUGUAGUCGUCCAGAAACGUCAUCAUGCCAGAAUGUUUUGCAAAUACAGUACGGAUAUGGUUGGAAAAGCCAGAAAUAUCCCGCCUGGCACCACUGUCGACACCGGAAUCGUUUCGCCUGAGGGCUUUGACUUCUAUUUGUGCUCACAUUAUGGCGUACAAGGCACUUCUCGCCCAGCUCGAUAUCAUGUCCUUUGGGAUGACAACAAUUUUAGUGCAGAUGAAAUGCAGGCAAUCACUUAUGGAAUGUGUCACACAUAUGGACGUUGUGCACGCUCCGUUUCUAUCCCAGCCCCUGUUUAUUAUGCGGAUUUAGUAGCAACCAGAGCUAGAUGUCAUAUAAAGAGAAAACUUGGUGUCCAUGAAUCCGAUGGCUUGUCUGAAACCGGCUCGGUGAUCUCAUCACUCUCCUCUUUGAUGUCAGUUGGUCGUCCGCGAAGACGCCGCGAGUUUGAAGCCGGCGAUAUCAAUGCGAAUCAGUCGAAUUCUGACGCUGCAUUACAAGAAUGUGUCUCGGUGACAGACAAAUUCAAAAGCCGCAUGUAUUUCAUCUGACCGCAUUGAAGAAUCACUUGUGAUACAAAAGCAGCGAUUAUUUUCUAAUGUUAUUCAUUAGUAAUCCGGCAUUCCGAGUGUGAUUGUAGUCGUUGUUUUUGAUAGCGUUUCUACAGAAUGGAAUGCAUAAAGGUGUUGGUUUGGUGUUUGAUGUAGC